Molecule: messenger RNA, 1638 nt
Organism: Psylliodes chrysocephalus
Lineage: Eukaryota; Metazoa; Arthropoda; Insecta; Coleoptera; Chrysomelidae
Source: the annotation of a GenBank genome assembly
UUUGUAUUUAGGUCCGUUUAAGGUUAUGAACAAUAAAAAAAUAAAAUACGUAUUAUUUUUCUUAUGAAUUAUCAUUAAAUCAUAUUUUGAAUUUCUUUAGAUCUGAAUGAAAUACAUUUCAAAAUGUCAAUACCGCAAAUUAGAAAUUUUAACCUAAAGGCAAUUGUAGUAAAUGGAAGCUCAGUAGUUUUAGAUAUUAUUCUUUUGGUAAUGAGUUUUCCUGGAGGUGAUGAUAGGGCUAGAGAAAAAUUUUCAGCUGCUGUAUGUAUUUUACAUUUAAUAGUUCGUCCAUUUAGUACGAUUUUAUUAAUAAAAAAUCUUGAAGAACGCAGUGGAGUUACAGAAGAAGUAUAUGGUGAAUUUAAAUCCGAACUUAUGACACAAGCUUCUGAAUUCCAAGAAAAAGAUUCUAAUUGGAGUUUACAGGAGAUAAUGUUUUUAGAUGUGAACAUAAACCGUUUCAAUAGUGUUGCAGCUUCUUCAUAUAUCAAGCUACCUGUGACAAUAAUGAAAAGAAAUGCUGUCUUGAAUAUUGAAAACAAAGAUAACGCUUGUUUCGCUUGGUCCAUCAAUGCAGCAAUUUUUCCUGCCGAGGGGAAUCCUAAGUAUCCAUCAUCAUACCCACAUUAUGAUACAAUGUUAGACUUUACAGAUGAAGUUAGAAAAUAUUUCUCCAACGAAAAAGAAUUCAAUUUAAUGAGACGUAAGGGCGUGUUUCCUUAUUCAUACAUUGAUUCUUUUCAAAAAUUGGAUGAUGAGGAACUACCAUCUAGAGCUAAAUUUUUUGAUAACUUAAAAGGAGAGCCAAUCACCGAUGAAGACUAUAAUAGGUCCAAAGAAACUGACGUGCUUCUGUUAGCAGAUGUGUUUGAAAACUUUAGAAAAGUGUGUUUGAAAAAAUAUAAACUUGAUCCUGCUCAUUACUUGACCGCACCCUCCCUAAGUUGGGAUGCAAUGCUGAAAUAUACACAAAUAGAACUCGAAUUACUGACAGAUAUUGACAUGCUACACUUUUUCAAAAAAGGGAUCAGAGGAGGAGUAGCACAGUGCAGUAAGAGGCAAGCGAUGGCUAAUAAUAAAUUUCUACCAAAUUAUAAUCCCUCAAAACCCGAAAGUUAUAUCAUGUAUCUUGAUGCUACCAAUUUAUAUGGCGCAGCAAUGAGCGAGUCCCUUCCAUUUGGCGGAUUUAAAUGGAUACCAGUGGAAAAUUUCGAUUGUAAUUCAGUUAAAGACGAUGCCUCCAAAGGAUAUGUUUUAGAAGUGGAUUUAGAAUAUCCAAUUAAUUUGCACGAUUCCCACAACGACCUACCUUUCUGCCCUGAAAGUAUAAUACCACCAAAUGGUAAACACCCAAAGUUGAUUCCAAACUUAUUUCAUAAAGAAAAAUAUAUUAUUCACUACCGAAACUUGAAACAAUGUCUCAAAUAUGGAUUAAAAUUAAUCAAAAUUCAUAGAACUUUAGAAUCGUCGUGGCUAAAAAAAUAUAUCGAAUUGAAUACCACCCUCCGAAACCAAGCAAAUAAUGACUUCGAAAAAGAUCUUUUUAAGCUGCUGGUCAAUGCAAUCUUCGGAAAGACCAUGGAAAAUGUUGAGAAGAGGAAAUCUAUUCAUCUUUCUACCCAUUGGGCAAAUUCAUAG